This is a messenger RNA of Fusarium oxysporum Fo47, 2549 nucleotides long. Its product is annotated as ATP-dependent RNA helicase SUV3. NCBI's taxonomy places the organism in Eukaryota, Fungi, Ascomycota, Sordariomycetes, Hypocreales, Nectriaceae. The transcript is spliced from 2 exons. Gene Ontology annotation, biological process: mitochondrial RNA 3'-end processing; RNA catabolic process. The coding region runs from base 83 to 2374 and encodes 763 amino acids. Gene Ontology annotation, cellular component: mitochondrial degradosome. The record is from RefSeq and is a predicted model, not a curated record. Gene Ontology annotation, molecular function: ATP binding; RNA helicase activity; hydrolase activity, acting on acid anhydrides.
UGCAAAGACACGGUCAUUUGACGAUUCUUUUUUUUUUCAUUUUCAAGAGGAGCAUGUUUGGCUCACUCUUUUUGUUUUAAUAAUGAGUUUUUUACUCCGGGCUGGAGCUUUACGAGCUCCUAUUGUUCCGGUGACGAGAAGGACGAUAUCAACCUCACCAAGACUUUCAAGAGUGCCACAUGGUGCAACAGCUAAGAGGAAACAUGGACCGAACAAGGUUGAUGCGAAAAUGGCUGGAGAGAAGAAGCCUGAACCUCCUCUGAAGCCAGUGACCAAAACUGAUGAGAGAAAUGAUAAGAAAAGAAUGAGAUUCGGCAUGGACAAAAAGUCAAGUGGUCGACAUGGAAUGUUCCGAUCAACUGUUUUGAUGAAAUUUCAAGAUGUCAUGAAAAACACUAGCAAAUCAGCCGUGUCGGCUGCGGGUGUAGGGGAGGAUGAACUCCAUCAGCAAGCCUCCAUGUUUAUGAACGUGCUAGACUCAGCAUUCGACAUGGCCGAACAAAAUAUCACCGACCGAGUCAAGAACCCCCUAUUCUGGAAUCUUCGCGACGCUUUCAUCUUGAAGGAUAUCAAGGGUCUCACAAAUGAGAUCCAGUACUCCUUUCAAUCAUUUCUCAUUCGACAGCGCUUCUCAAAGGGCUUGGAGGAGAGCCAUAAGCGACUUUUGGACUUUCGGUUCCCCUAUGAGUGGUUCCCUGCGACGAGAGCCAUGCAGCGCACGAUCCAUGUUCACGUUGGACCGACGAAUUCCGGAAAGACGUAUAGAGCCUUGAAAGCGUUGGAGAAUUCGAAGCGAGGAGUUUAUGCAGGGCCUUUGCGUUUGCUAGCAAACGAGGUUUAUCAGAGACUUACGGCUAAGGGAUUGCCGUGCGCGCUGUUGACGGGAGAGGAAGUUCGUUUGCCCGAAGAUACAGAUACGUACUUCACAAGUUGUACAGUCGAAAUGGUUCCCUUCAAUGACCGGUUUGAUGUUGCUGUCAUUGAUGAGAUUCAGAUGCUAGCUGAUCCGGACCGUGGCAACGCUUGGACAACUGCGCUGUUGGGUGUUCAAGCGAAGGAGGUUCACCUUUGUGGUGAGGAGCGAACUGUGAGUCUGAUCCAGAGUAUUUGCGCAGGUAUCGGCGAUAAGUGUAUCGUACAUCGAUAUGAUCGCCUUAGUCCUUUGGAGCCCAUGAAUGAUGCCCUGGAUGGUGAUUACAGUCGUCUCGAAAAGGGAGAUGCGAUUGUCGCAUUCAGUCGUCUGAACUUGCACGCAUUGAAACGAACGAUCGAGAAGAAGACCGGACGACGGUGUGCGAUUAUUUACGGAUCUUUACCACCUGAAGUGCGUGUUCAGCAAGCAGCGCUCUUCAACGACCCCGACAACGAUUACGACUUUAUCGUUGCCAGUGACGCUAUCGGCAUGGGUCUGAACUUGGAGAUUCGACGAGUUAUUCUCGAAGCAGUCGCCAAAUUUGACGGAAGUCAUAACAGAAUGCUCACGUACCCUGAGCUAAAGCAGAUUGGCGGUCGAGCUGGACGAUAUCGAACCGUUCGUAACGCCGCCGAGGCUGGGACAAAUGCCGACGUUGCUGUUGAGGAGGAGACAAAGGUUGGCUAUGUCACAACAAUGGAUACCCAGGAUCUCAGGUCGGUUCAUCGAGCUUUUGGCGCCAAAGUCGAUGAUAUCGAGGCUGCAUACAUAUCACCCCCGGCUGCUGCUAUCGAGCGCUUCUCAACAUACUUCCCCAAGGGGACACCUCUAUCGUUUAUCCUCAUGCGCAUUCGAGAGCUAGCGUCUGUGAGCAAGCAGUACAGAAUCCACAUCUCUCCAGAUAAGCUAGAGAUUGCCGAUCACAUCCAGGAUAUCCCUCUGACGAUCUAUGAUCGACUUUUGUUCACCAACUUGCCCAUAAAUGCACGAGCUCAGAACGCAGUACCUGUUCUCCGAGCCCUCGCCAGGAUCGUCGCCAACAGCGAAGACGGCGGACUUCUCAAAAUCAAAGAAAUACCCCUGGAGAACCUUGAGAUCGACUUCAAGACGUUCAAGGGCACGUCAAUGGAAUAUCUUCACCGACUUGAAUCACUACACGCUGCUAUCAACCAGUAUAUCUGGCUAUCCUACCGAUUCAGCGGCUUGUUCCGCGACCAAAAGCUAGCAUUCCACGUCCGAUCCCUCGUCGAAGAAAAGUUGAUCGAUACACUGGAGAGACUUGAUUUCACAGAAUCCGACCUCAAGGGCUUCCGAUCUCGAAACAGAAUGGAAGCGCGCAAGACAACAACAUCGCGUGAGGAGUUGGGAGAGACAGAUCUUAAGAAUCUUGAACAAGAGUCGGAUGAUACACCAAUUGGAGAUGAGCUGGACUGGAAGGCAGCUGCUCCGACGUCAGGAUGAUUGUAUAGUAUAUGACAUGGCAUAUGAACGGCGUUGGAUUGGGACUGUAUAGAGAUGGGUUGGAUGUAUUAUCAUUAGAACAAUGUAUCACCACAGUUGUAUAAUAGAGAAUGCGUACAUGAAAUAUCAUGGUAAAUUUCCGCACGUGCCUUUGUUUCAUAUGAGUGUUUGCAAC